ACAAUGCGUCGUCGUUUUGCUUCAACAGAAAGUUUUCUACUGAAUUCUUGUUCAUAGCUCUGAGCUAAGCUGAAUGAAGAAGAAGAAGUAAUGUUGUAGACAAGUAAACUCUCAAAUACCAACUUCCCAAAUUCAAAUUCAGCUCAUUUUGCAGUGGAAAUCAAGAAAGUUUUGUUUUUUUCCCUGUGCAGAUCCAGAGGUUUGGUUAAUUUUAGUGCUUAUUGUUUUGUUUCUUGAUCUUUUACUAGUUUUUGUUUUUCCCCAUUUUCUUGAAAAAAAAGUGAACUUUUUUACUUUGUGAAGUUCAUUUUACUGUAAAAGAGAGAAGUAUAGAAGAAAGAGAGGCAGAAAGUUGAUUUUUUUCAAGUUUCAAGAAUGUUGAAAUCUGCAUAUAUUAGCUGAGGUGUGUGAAGAUUUUAGUGAUGGGGUUAGGUGCAAAACUGCAAAUUCAAGUUUAUCAGUUCUUGGGUGUUGAAAACUAAGGAUUUGAUUCACUGUGGUGGAACGCUAGUUUUUCUUUUUUGGGUUUCCACCUGGUGUAUGGUACUCAUAUUGGAGCUUUGAUUAAAUCUUGAUUCACGUCGAGAAGUCUCACAUUAGGGGGUAAAGUGUUUCCUAAUAAAGGGGACUUUAUACCGAGGGCUUGAACACGAGACCUUGAGUGGAGCAUUAGUUAAGUACAAGCUGAAGUAUAGUGGGAAUGAAGAAGUAUUUAUUAAUUAGAAAAGUGGGAAGGAAGAGAUGGGCUGGAUGUCUGCUUAUUAUUGGUCUUGCAAUGGUUUUGUUGAUUCGAUAUAGUAGUGUAGAAAAAUCAUACAGCAUUGUAGAAAAAUCAGACAGCAGUGUGGAAGAAUCUCCGAAAAAGCAAUCAGUUUAUGGGUUUUUCAAUGACCAUCCGGACAUUAAUGAAGGUUCAAAAGAUGAAAAUGCCAAGUUGUCUGAUCUGAAACCAGUAGAGCUAGUAAGUUUUAAGGAAAAACCACAUCUUAUUGAUGUCGAAGGGCUUAAUGAUCUAUACAGCUUGAAUAAUUUUUCGACAGAAGAGUCUAAGGCAUUGCUAGCAUGGGGCAAGAUGAGAUUGUUGUUGUCUAGAUCAGAUGGUUUGAAUGGAACUGCUCAAGGAGUUAAGGAGGCUGCUAUAUCAUGGAAAGAUUUGGUGUCGUUCAUUGAGAAAAGUAAAGUUCAAGAUGAGAAGGAAAAACAGGAUUGUCCUUAUUCUGUGACUGCAUUCAAUACCGCGACGUUGAAGGACGGGAGCAGUCUUAGGAUCCCUUGUGGCUUAGUUGAGGAUUCAUCUAUUACUGUGAUAGGCAUACCUGAUGCAAAACAAGAAGGUUUUCAAAUUGAGCUGGUAGGUUCGAAACUUCCAGAGGAAACAAAUCCUCCUAUAGUUUUGAAUUAUAAUGUAAUUUUACCCGGGGAGAACUUGACAAAGGAUCCCCUUAUUACUCAAAAUACAUGGACUAAUGAAUCCGGGUGGGGUAAGGUGGAAAAGUGCCCUGAUCAUGGCUCUACCGACGUGAUAAAAGUUGAUGGAUUAGUCAAAUGCAAUGCCAAAAUUUUCCGAAAUAAUGUAGAAGAAACUGCAAAUAUGACCAAUACCAGCAAUCCAAAGUCUUCAGAUGUAUCAAAUUCUAGUGCCUACGGUACUGCCAACUACCCUUUUCUUGAAGGUAAUCCAUUUACUGCAACACUAUGGGCUGGUAUAGAGGGGUUCCAUAUGACAGUCAACGGAAGACACGAGACGUCUUUUGCAUAUAGAGAGAAACUCGAACCUUGGUUGGUUAGUGGAGUCAAUGUGAUAGGUGGUGUGGACACCAUAUCGAUCUUAGCGAAAGGAUUACCUGUGUCCAAUGAUUUUAACUUGGGUGAUGAUGUUGAGCACCUCAAAGCUCCAUUAACUCGUAAAAAGAGACUUGUCAUGUUAAUUGGGAUUUUCUCUACUGGAAACAAUUUUGAGAGACGUAUGGCACUAAGGAAAUCAUGGAUGCAAUAUGAAGCUGUGCGGUCAGGAGAAGUAGCUGUCCGAUUUUUUAUUGGUCUUGACAAAAAUAGGCAGGUCAAUUUUGAGCUAUGGAAGGAAGCACAAGCCUAUGGAGAUAUCCAAUUAUUGCCUUUUGUUGAUUACUACAGCCUGCUCACUUUGAAGACCAUAGCAAUUUGCAUUAUGGGUGUUAAAAUCCUACCUGCCAAAUAUGUUAUGAAGACUGAUGAUGAUGCUUUUGUAAGGAUUGAUGAAGUUCUAUCUAGCCUCAAGGGAAAGGAUCCUAAUGGUCUAUUAUAUGGUGGAAUAUCUUUUGAGUCAGCACCCCACAGGGAUAAAGAAAACAAGUGGUAUAUCAGUCCUGAGGAAUAUCCGCCUGCUUCCUAUCCCCCAUGGGCACAUGGACCAGGUUAUAUUAUUUCUCGAGAUAUAGCUAAGUUCAUUGUUCAGGGCCAUCAAGAAAUGGAACUGAUGCUUUUUAAACUUGAGGAUGUUGCUGUGGGCAUUUGGAUUGAGGAAUUCAGGAGGAAGGGUCACAAAAUACAGUAUGUUAACGAUGAAAGGUUUUACAAUGCCGGUUGUGAAUCAGGCUAUAUUCUUGCACAUUAUCAGAAUUCGAGGAUGGUACUAUGUCUGUGGGAGAAACUGCAGAAAGAACACGAACCAAACUGCUGCGAGUGAUCGUGCUGUAAUCCUGAACGUUGCAAAUCAACUAGUGAGUACAAUCUUUUUGCAGAUAUAAUGGUUUCAAAUAUGAUUCUGUUUGUUUAUUCUCUGACAAAGGUCAUCAAACUGCAAUUGUAUAUUGUUUCAUUGGCACUAUAUUGUUGUUAUUCCUAUGUGCCAUCUUAUGUUGUGUUGGUAAGCUGAUGUUGAAUGUUGAAAAAGGAGUAAUAGAUACUAAAUAUAUUUAUACAUA
Molecule: messenger RNA, 2903 nt
Organism: Solanum tuberosum (potato)
Lineage: Eukaryota; Viridiplantae; Streptophyta; Magnoliopsida; Solanales; Solanaceae
Product: probable beta-1,3-galactosyltransferase 16
Exons: 7
Coding region: 701-2665 (654 amino acids)
Cellular component (GO): Golgi membrane
Molecular function (GO): carbohydrate binding; galactosyltransferase activity
Source: RefSeq, a predicted model, not a curated record